AUGAUCAACAUAGCGGGCGUGAUCUCCAUCGUGCUCUUCUACGUGCUGAUCCUGGCGGUGGGCAUCUGGGCGGGGCGCAAGAAGCCAGCAGGCAAUGACUCGGAGGAGGAGGUCAUGCUGGCUGGGCGGUCCAUUGGACUCUUCGUCGGAAUAUUUACCAUGACUGCGACGUGGGUGGGCGGCGGCUACAUCAACGGCACGGCCGAGGCUAUCUACACGUCGGGGCUGGUCUGGUGCCAGGCACCCUUCGGAUAUGCCCUGUCACUCGUUUUCGGCGGAAUAUUCUUCGCGAACCCGAUGCGCAAGCAGGGCUACGUGACGAUGCUGGACCCGCUGCAGGACUCCUUCGGCAGCCGCAUGGGGGGGCUGCUGUUCCUGCCCGCACUCUGCGGGGAAGUCUUCUGGGCAGCCGGUAUACUUGCAGCACUGGGUGCAACGCUGGCAGUGAUCAUCGACAUGGACCAACGCACCUCGGUGAUAUUCUCCGCGUGUGUGGCCGUCUUCUACACGCUGUUCGGGGGCCUGUACUCCGUCGCGUAUACUGACGUCAUACAACUGUUCUGCAUCUUCAUCGGUCUGUGGAUGUGCAUACCGUUCGCGUGGGCCAACGAGCACGUGAAGCCACUCAGCUCCAUGGAGGUGGACUGGAUCGGCAAGGUGGAGUCCAACUACUACUGGUUCUACAUCGACUACGGACUGCUGCUCGUCUUCGGAGGGAUCCCGUGGCAGGUAUACUUCCAACGCGUGCUGAGCAGUAAGACGGCCGGGCGUGCUCAGAUCCUGUCGUACGUGGCCGCCUUUGGCUGCAUCAUCAUGGCCAUCCCACCAGUACUCAUUGGAGCCAUCGCCAAGGGCACUGCGUGGAAUGAGACGGACUACCGCGGCGAGCUGACAGCUGACGGCGAGCUGACGUCAGAUCAGACAUCAAUGAUCCUGCCUCUGGUGCUGCAGCAUCUGACGCCAGACUUCGUGUCCUUCUUCGGGCUGGGAGCUGUUUCCGCAGCCGUCAUGUCGUCAGCAGACUCCAGCGUGCUCAGUGCCAGUUCUAUGUUCGCCAGGAACGUGUACAAGCUGAUCUUCCGGCAGAAUGCGUCGGAGAUGGAGAUCAUCUGGGUAAUGCGCGUCUCCAUCCUGGUGGUGGGCGCGCUCGCCACGCUCAUGGCGCUCACCAUCCCAUCCAUAUACGGACUCUGGUCGAUGUGCUCGGACCUGGUGUACGUGAUCCUGUUCCCGCAACUGCUGAUGGUGGUCCACUUCAAGAAGCACUGCAACACGUACGGGUCACUCGCUGCGUACAUAGUGGCGCUGCUGGUGCGGCUGUCUGGCGGUGAGAAGCUGCUGGGGCUGCCUGCCUUCAUCCACUACCCUGGCUGGGAUGCCGAGAACGAGGUGCAGCUGUUCCCCUUCAGGACCAUGGCAAUGGCACUAUCGUUGUUCACGCUGGCUUUCAUCUCCUGGCUGUCAGUGUUCCUGUUCAACGGCGGCUACCUGAGCCCCGAGUCCGACUACUUCAACUGUGUUGUGAACAUCCCUGAAGACAUUCGUCGCGUCGACGAGCCUUCGGAAGCCGGCGAGCAGAUGUCGGUGCUGGGAGGAGUACCAGGUAGGCUGUACGGGGCUGCUUCCACACUGGUGGGGCCCGACGAGAAGUGCGGCCGCAUCAACCCCGCGCUGGAGCCCGACGACGACGACCUGGACGACCCCAACGACGGGCCCACCCCACUGUUCGGCAGCAGCAGCGCGCCCCCGCCCGUGCAGCCCUUCGGCAAGCAAACGGCUUUCUGA
Spodoptera littoralis (African cotton leafworm) is the source of this 1785-nucleotide messenger RNA. The record is from the annotation of a GenBank genome assembly. NCBI's taxonomy places the organism in Eukaryota, Metazoa, Arthropoda, Insecta, Lepidoptera, Noctuidae.